This is a messenger RNA of Suillus subaureus, 725 nucleotides long. RefSeq lists its product as uncharacterized. Bases 189 to 578 code for a protein of 129 amino acids. Gene Ontology annotation, cellular component: nucleus; cytoplasm. Gene Ontology annotation, biological process: tRNA thio-modification; protein urmylation. The record is from RefSeq and is a predicted model, not a curated record. Lineage: Eukaryota; Fungi; Basidiomycota; Agaricomycetes; Boletales; Suillaceae. Gene Ontology annotation, molecular function: protein tag activity. The transcript has 3 exons.
GUGGACAAAUCCGGACUCGAACCGGAGACCCCCCGCAGUCAGCCCAUGCUAAGCGGAUGUGAUAACCAGCUACACCAUAUGCCCUACAAAAAGAAUCCCCUUCACUACGUUGAUAGCGUUGAUAUGACCCAUCGGACUUAUUUCAUCGAUUUCAUGUUCGCGAUUCUUGAUCGACCUGAACGUCCACGAUGGCUGACACGAUGACGAUCAAACUUGUAUUCAGCGGUGGACUCGAGUUACUAUUUGGCAACGAGCGAAAUCAAUCAGUGCUCAUCCCACCACUUGUGCCAUCUGAUAAUUCCACGCACUCUUCUCCGUCCUCAUCCCCAUCUACCCCCUCAUCACACAACGAUAUUCUUACGGGAGAGACGAAGGCGGCAGAUCUGGAGUACUUGAUUUAUCACCUUCGUGAUCAUUUACUCAAGGAGCGUCCGGAAUUGUUCAUGGAGAACGGGACGAUCCGCCCAGGGAUCCUUGUGCUGAUCAACAACACAGACUGGGAGCUUGAAGGGGAAGGUUCCUACCAACUUUGCAAUAACGAUGAGAUCGUUUUCAUCUCAACGUUACAUGGUGGAUAAAAUUCGUGUACCAUCGAGAGAAGGCUGGACAUCCCACUAGCAAUGAUCGGUACGGGGCCCAUUUCUAUAGAAGUGGACGAAACGCGUUGUUUCGCACCCCAGCUCACAAUAGUACGCACAUCGCCUACUAGAUGUGGGCUACAAUCG